Molecule: messenger RNA, 3431 nt
Organism: Oreochromis niloticus (Nile tilapia)
Lineage: Eukaryota; Metazoa; Chordata; Actinopteri; Cichliformes; Cichlidae
Gene: dclre1a
Product: DNA cross-link repair 1A (PSO2 homolog, S. cerevisiae)
Exons: 9
Coding region: 248-3043 (931 amino acids)
Biological process (GO): double-strand break repair via nonhomologous end joining; interstrand cross-link repair
Molecular function (GO): damaged DNA binding; 5'-3' DNA exonuclease activity
Source: RefSeq, a predicted model, not a curated record
CUGACAUGUCAGUAAACGGUGUGUCAAGAAGGAAAAUUUCUCCAUGUAGUUGUUAAAUAAUGAGCUUCAACGGUUUAUCAGUAACAAAUAUCCGCAGUGUAUUAUAUAAUAUAUAAGGAAGUUGUCAGUAGCCGUUAACUUGCUGUGAUUAAAAUAGUUAUCGCGGAAUGUUACCAAACACCAGUCCUUGUGUAAUAACAAUGGUUUCGAGGUAACGUCGGGCACGUUACGCUUUAUUUUGCUCCAAAUGUCACAGAAAGAAAAUGAAAAUGACAUCUGGGACUAUAAACCUCUUGGCAAGAAAAAGAAGAGGCAUGAAUCGCCGCCUAAAAACACUAAAAGAAAAUGCACUUUCAGGAAAUCCUCCAAGAAAGACGCAUCUUCUCUCUCAAUCAAGCCACAAGACAGGAACGCAAAAGCCAAAGCGGCAGAAAGUGGAGUCAGUGCUACAGCUGGAAUAACAGACGACUGUAACUUAAGCUUAAAUGCACGGGAGCUCAACUCAAAGAGAUCUCCCACAAAAGAAACAAAUCAAAGUGACAGUGCUGCAGCCGAGGGCCCAUCCCCUGAAGACUUCUGCCCCAUCUGUCAGAUGCCAUUCUUCAUUUUGGUUGUGCAGUCCCAAAGAUGGCACGUGGCUGAAUGUAUUGACACCCCCAGGGAUACGUGCACAGAAUGUCCAGAUGGUCUUCGGUGCUCCUCCACCAUUCCAAACCAUUACAAGAAAUUCAACCACACACUUCUGGCCCACAGUCGAGCCAGCAGCGACACAGCCCUCCUCAGUCUGUCCCAACAGGCUGAGACCAGCCUGGAUUGUUUUCCAGGACUGAUCAAAAAUCAGGGGUCUAUUUUAGAUUCUUCACAGCAAACCGCUCUAACUCCUUCUGCGUUAUCCAGUCCUAGCUCCUCACCUCACCAAAGUCACACCGAAACACCUCAGUCAAAACUUACAAAUGGCCUUCUGCUCCUGCGUUCUCCUGGACCAGAGGAUUUUAAGAAAAAGAAAGGCUGGUCGUCAUCUACUAAAAGCCAAAACUCUGUCACUGCUUCUCAAGAAAGUAAUAAAGAGGACUUAUCCAUCCCUGUCAAGGAAAACAGUGGACAGCAGGCUAGUGAAGAUUUACACAAAAGUGAGGAUUCUUUGGAAAAUGAUGACAUGAUAUCCUACUCUCCUCUUUCUGAGUUCCCUGCAGAGACUGAAAUCAAUACUACAGAAUGUAGAAAAUCUCUUUUUAAUGACAGUGCAAUUCAAAAUGAGCAUGAAGACUCGAUGACGCUGUUCAGUGACAGCUUCUCCGGUGAAGAUGAGCUCCUCACUGACUUUAUAAACAGCAAUUCAGGAGCCAGCAAUGUGCAAGGAAAGAAUCUGCCUUCUACAAACACCCAGCUGGGUGCAGUUUCCUCAUUAGCACCCACUAAUCAGUUAGCUGUUGAGACCAGAGCUGCUUCCUCAGGUGGCAAAGAAGCUUCUGAAAUCAAUAAGACUAGUAUUCAGUCUCCACAGAGUAUUGUCUUAGAGCGCCUGAGAGACACUCUUCUGAGCUCAGAUAACUCACACUCCCAAAACUCAAACAGCAUUAUUCAAACAGAGCAACCAGCUUCUCUUCAAGUGCCUUCAUCUCAAACCUCCAUUGUCCAAAGAUCUCAAGCCAUGCCCCCUCAGAAGGGCCACAGCAAAGCCGGUCAAGUCUCGGGUCUCAAACAAACUGACAUCGGGGUGUUUUUUGGCCUCAAACCGCUGAGGGAAAAGGAGAAAGAAGCAGAGAGUGGACCAAAUGACCUCAACGCUUCGUCUACUCCAACGGCUGGGAAGAGCUCGGGACAGAGACGGCAAAGAAGAGAGCGGCAGAGAAAAAAUAAAGCUGACACACCUGCAGAUACGCCACAGGCCACAGAAACCAUUAACCCAUCAGUAGAUGGACAGGGAGAAGUCUGGGGGAGGGGUGGGGCCACAGGGAGGAGGAGGUGGAGGAACAGAGUCAAUGCUGAUGGAGAAGCACAGCUGCCCCGUUGCCCUUUCUAUAAGAAAAUCCCAGGCACAAAGUUUGCCAUUGAUGCCUUUAGAUAUGGACAGAUCGAGGGCAUCACAGCCUACUUCCUUACUCACUUCCACUCAGACCACUACGGAGGCUUGACCAAGACUUCCACUGUUCCCAUCUACUGCAACAGAAUUACAGGGAACCUGGUGAAGAGCAAACUGAGGGUGGCCGAGCAGUACGUCCACAUCCUCCCAAUGAAUACUGAAGUCACUGUGGAGGGGGUCCGGGUCAUCCUCCUAGACGCUAACCAUUGUCCAGGUGCUGCAAUGCUGCUUUUCUUCUUGCCCGAUGGACAGACGGUUCUUCACACCGGAGACUUCAGAGCUGACCCCUCAAUGGAGACCUGCCCUGAGCUUCUCAGCUGCAGGGUACAGACACUCUAUUUGGAUACCACCUACUGCAGCCCUGAGUACACCUUCCCCAGGCAGCAAGAGGUCAUCAACUUUGCAGCCAGCACUGCAUUUGAAUUGGUGACACUCAGUCCACGUACGCUUGUGGUGUGCGGGUCGUACUCGGUGGGGAAAGAGAAGGUCUUUUUGGCGCUGGCAGAGGUUCUGGGGUCUAAAGUUUGCCUCUCUAGAGACAAGUACAACACCAUGUGCUGUCUGGAGUCGGAGCAAAUCAAAGGGCGUCUAACCACCGACUGGAAGGCAGCCCAGGUCCACGUGCUGCCUAUGAUGCAGUUGUCCUUCAGAAAACUGCAGGAUCACCUGGCACGCUUUUCUCGUCAGUAUGAUCAGCUGGUGGCCUUCAAGCCUACCGGCUGGACCUUCAGUCAGCAGACAGAAUCAGUGGAAAACAUUCAGCCUCAGAAAAGCGGCAACAUCACCAUAUAUGGUAUCCCCUAUAGUGAACACAGCAGCUUUCUUGAGUUGAAGCGGUUUGUCCAGUGGCUCCAGCCCCUCAAGAUCAUCCCUACAGUCAACAAUGGCAGCUGGGCCAACAGGAAGGCUAUGGAGAAGUGUUUCAGUGAGUGGCUCAUGGAAGUUAAGAAUAAACGGUGACUUAUUUUCCAGUUUACAACAGGUCUCAGUGACCAAUUUGCUGCCUGUUGGUGCUAAAGGAACACCUUAAUAGUAUGCGAUGCUUGAAGCGUUGUAUGGACUCUUUAUUUUAACGCUAUUUGUUUGAUUAACUUUACAUUUAAAUUUAGAGGAGCGGUUGUGAUUUUUAGACCUGAAAAACUCUGGAAGUUGUGUUAUAUGAACCUGACAUCAUUUAUGUAUUAAACUUACAAUUGGACCAGGGUCAUCCAGACUCUUUUACCAUUUCAUUCAUUUGAUAUGCUGCAGGUGCUGCUCUGAAACUGUGCAAUUUUUAUUGUGUUUUUUUUUUUGUUGUUGUUGUACAUGAUCAAAGUUUUAUGCUGAAGAAAUAAAUAUUUUAAAAUAA